ACAAUUUCCCAACCUGCAACUUCAUAAAGAUAACUGAGGGUAACUCAUGGCUCCUGUGUGUUUGCUUCAACUUGCAUACGUAACAUAAUGCUAACACGAUCGAACCCGGCUUGGUGCGUUUAGCAGUGUUACCUUAGCAAUGCUAAAUUAUAGCAAAAUGGACACGUGUCGAAAAUAAUAUGAUGACGUGCAAGAUGACUUGUAGAAAGGGACAGAGAUCUCCCCCACUGCGCGACCGUCUUUAUACAACGUCUAUGGUUUGCAAAUUUGCAUCUAUAUAAUUUAGAUGUGAUAUGGCAGCAUGACGUUUUACCGAUCUUUCAUUUUACCGACGUUUUACCGAUGUUUCGUUUCGCGUCUCAUCGUGAUCACAUUUUGCUGUUUGGAUCAAGGUAUCGUGAACGAAAGAAUUGGACAAAUUGAUAAUUUGACCCGAUGACGAUGUCAACCAAAAAAGUCGGAGCAUCACAAAAUGAGUUCAUCCCGAGGAGGGCAUGAAUGUCCAGGUGCCAAAUUCCAUGGCAAUCCUCCAACAGCUGUUGAGGUGGCUGAGAUAUUUCACCCAGAAACAACAGAGGAAACCAAUUCAUUCAUCGUUCAUCCAUCCAUUCAUCACUUCAUAACGGUCAAUCCAUCUAAUAGUUGUUGGACGACCACAUCUGUAAUGUGGCAGCGUUUGAGUUCCUCCCCAAAACUGUCCCCUUCUCCGACGAGAGAGAGACGACGGACGGUUCUCAUCUCUGAACGUGGUUCGAGCUCUGCAUAGCUGUAGCAGGGUGUCACCUCUGAGAACCGUUACAACGAUCGCUCUGCUUCCCGCCGCCUCCUCUCUGAGGUAUUCUCGGGCCGUCUGACAACUUUUCCGAACAUGUGUUAGGCAUUCUUUUUUCUUUUCUUCCUCGCUCCACAGCGAAACAGACUCCGCAGAGCGAUUUUCUUUUUUCUUUCGGCGUUCGGCUCGGUUCAUUCUUUUCUAACAUGUACGGGACAAAUAAUAUUUUCAUUACUUUGACCUGCCGGGUUGUUUUUAGUUUUUUCGCGAAUCAACAGGGAAGACUAUCCCUACAUACCAUCACGUACCAAAACAAUUUUCCCUUACUGAAUGAGGGUCAUUGUUCAGGAUUCGGAGGUUUCUUCAAAAGUGCCCAUUGUCAAUGAGAGUGAUACUCUACUGUCUGGGAACUUUCCUGAGGACGCACGAAAGAACGUGUUGAUCCUUCUCUGCUUCUCUUUGGUUCGAGUUUGGCAGAUAUGACUUCACUAUGACUGAUACUGGCUGCAGUUGUUGAUGUUAUGACUUCACUCUGUCCUUUGCACCCUGUACUUCUCCACAGACAAACCACAAUGAGGCCAGACGAGCACAGUGAAGCCAGACCGACGUCGUCUAUUCAUACAUCGCGUCCUCCCAAGUUUACCUAAGGCCAUUCAAGAUCAUUCAGACUCUUUUUUUUCCACAAUCGUUCAAGUGAAAUGCGAGUCAGCUGUAUUUAUGAUAUAUGGUAUCUACACUUGCUGACCACCCGGAGCCCACCUGCCGGACACACGCAUACUUUCCUCUUCUCCGUCUUCCUGUCUGUCUCCUUCUAUUUAUAGCUCACUACUGGAUGUCUUCACUGCCCACACAGCCCUGUGGGAAAUGACUGAUGUUGAAACUCGGGAAUCUACUUUGGAUUGGUUUCCCUUUUUUCGCCGUGAAUGGCUCACUUUCUGUUACCGGUCUUUUCUGCUGUCUGCUGCCUUUAGAUCCCCGCUUGUUGUUGAUGAUGACAUCAUCCUUGUCAUGUCCAUCUCCCUCUACAGCUCCACCAUGAGGUUGACAUAACAGGGUUUCACUGUAAGAAAGCCUCUCGGCGACUACUUGAUUCAUCGCCAUCGCAUCGGCUACAGAUCGCCGUGGGGCCUGGAGGAUGAAUUGUAAUGACUUCAGUGGUCCUCUGACUUCUUUAUGUAGCGCCGCAAAAUUCCACUUGUCCGGCGAAAGUGUCUCCAGAUGUGGACGGCUGGGCACGAAGCCCUCGGGAGCAGACGUUUUAAUACAGCACCGUGCCCAAGUUCAAGUUCGUGUGAAACGUCUAAACAACUGUUUAGCCAUGAAGAUUGCUACAGACGUCAAUGUGCCCAUCACCAUUCAACCGCAAUCACGUCGGCGAUCCCCUGAUCCGUCCGGCGCCGUCACCAGGUCAGAUGUUUAAUUUGUCCAGCACCAAACUAAAAGCUUUCCCAUCCGCCUCGGCUGUCCUUUAUUUGGGUCUGUUGGGAUAGUCACAGACACAACACACGAGGCCGUCUGGGUCAAUGGUGGCUGUUACACUCUGCUUUCCGAGUCGGUGUCGUCGUGUAGCACCGCUGCCUCUGCUGUGACUCUUCAGUAAUUUGGCAGCUCGGUUAAACAUCUGUCUAUGCCAAGAAUCCUCCGGGGGGCUUAUUAUAAUCCCCACGAUUCAAGUUCACCUCAGACACGCUGACCUGACGCCGUGGAAACCCCGGAGGGAAGAGAGGGAUCAAAUCUCUUUUGUGUCUGGCUGAAGUGGCGUGUUAGGGGUCUGUGGAGUGUCUUAGGCGUUGGGAUGAAAAGGGGAACUAGUGGAACUACGUGCUCUAUAUAACUGUGCCUUCCAAAAAAAGCAGACGAAAAGAUCAGCUGCUAUAUCUGACUGACCGGCAGCUUGUAAAAACACCAGCCAGAUAAAAAAAGUCUCAUCGUCAGAGUCGUGGAGUCAUCGGCACAGAGGGGCCGGAAGGUUGUUGGACUUGUAGACAACUGGGCUAAUGUAUUUUUCUCCCCUCAGCUCGUGUUAAGCUGUGUAAACUUGGAGCGCCACAAGACUGGAAAGAGAGGGAGGAGAGGAAAGAGAGGGGAAAGACUUGUGUGUGUGUGUGUGUGUGUGUGUGUGUGUGUGUGUGUGUGUGUGUGUGUGUGUGUGUGUGUGUGUGUGUGUGUGUGUGUGUGUGUGUGUGUGUGUGUGUGUGUGUGUGUGUGUGUGUGUGUGUGUGUGUGUGUAGUCAGAGUGGAAUUGGGCAAGCAGGGAGGAGGAAUGUGAAACAUUUCUGAUGCCGGCCCAGCGGCUGUUUACACGGUCGUCAGCCCGUGACAUCAGAGUCCAGACUUUAUAAAUGUCAGCAGGCGCGAGAAAAUGAGCAGUGAGCAAACAGCUGCACCGGUCGCACCGCACCGGCACACAGGCCAGUGAGAGACGGACGGACGGAGCUGCGUCAGCGACACGGGCCCCCAUGGACCGACUACUGUGUGACUGUGUGACCGCCGUGGCUGUGCUGCUGUGCGUGGCUUCACAGGUGCUGUGCCAGCUGUGUGACGGGCCCUGCCUUUGCCCGGGUCCUGCCCCGCGCUGCCCCGCCGGAGUCCCGCUGGUGCUGGAUGGCUGCCGCUGCUGCCAGCUGUGUGCCAGGCAGCGAGGCGAGGCCUGCACCGAGAUGUUGCCCUGCGACGUCCAGAGGGGACUGCAGUGCGACCACAGCGCGAGCUUCCCCGGGGGGCCCGGCGAGUGCAUCGGUCGGGAGGAGCUGGGCUGCGUGGUCAACGGGAUCACCUACGUGGAGGGCCAGUCCUUUCAGCCCUCCUGCGACGCCUACUGCCACUGCAGGGGUGGAGGGGUGACCUGUGUGCACACUUGUCCCUCGAUCGGCCGCCUGCCCACCCCAGACUGCCCCAACCCACAACAUGUCCGGCUGCCGGGGAAAUGCUGCAAGGAGUGGGUGUGUGAAAACCUCGAAAACACGGUCCUUCAGGACGCUAUCACGGCCAUGAGGCCCGGCAGACUGUGGCCCGCGCUCCCGAGGGAUCACCCUCUGAACAAGCUGGUGCCGUCUGCCUCCGCCUGCCCAGAGCAGAGCACCCAGUGGAGCGCCUGCUCCCAGAGCUGCGGCGCUGGGGUCUCCACGCGGGUCUCCAACCAGAAUCCUGCCUGCAAACUGCAAAUGGAGACGAGACUCUGCAAGGUGCGGCCUUGCCGUGCAGCCCAGACGACGGCCGGCAAACACAGGUGGGGGCGACAGGGCCGGUGCGAGGCCAUCCACGCGUCGCCGGGGCCCGUUCGUCUCGUCCACCAGGGCUGCCACAGCACUCGCGCCUACCGCCUCCGGUACUGCGGGCAGUGCACUGACGCCCGCUGCUGCACGCCUCACCAAGCCACCACCGCCGAGGUGACCUUCCGCUGCCCCUCGGGCAGGCUCCUACAGCGACCCGUGAUGAUGAUCCACUCGUGCGUCUGUCACAGCAACUGCCCCUACUCGCCGUACAAAAACCCUGCGCUCUGGGGGUCCAGGCCCUGACCGGCCCCGUGGCAGCACUGCACAGUCACACUUCACUGACUGAUUCGGGGGCCGAACAGUGAAAGGAACCUGAUGCAUCGUCAGGCGGAUCCUCUGAUCAGCGGACAUUGAGAGACAAAGUUAUUAUUGUAGAUAAAAAAGACUGCGAUUGGAGCUGGGAUGAUUGUUUCAUCUUCUCAGUCUGCACUUAUUCAUAGCUCCUUCAUACUCCUUGCACCUUGGGAUGCCAUUAUUGGGAUGGGGGGUUUUUUUUGUGCCUUUUUCCAAUAACCAAAAUCAAACAGUGAGUCAGGCAAGUAGGCAAACUUAAUUUACAGAAUAUAUUAUAUUCUAUAUAAUAUAUAAUAUAUUAUAUAUUAUAUUAUAUACACUUUUUCGAAGUCAGAAAGUGGGAAAACAAAAUGGAAGGUGUGACAGAAGAGUCAGAGAAGAUCAUUUUAACUGACCAGCCACAACCUUAAAACAGGUUUUUAAAGCUUUAAAAGUAAUUUUGUACUUUCACAAAUUUUCCUUAGCUUUAUGCCAAAAGUACAGAAUGUACACACUGGUGUAUAAAACAAGGGCAAAUAAGUCUAUGACCCACAAAGGAAAAGUGGGUUUUAAGAUGUGCACUGAUAUGGAUUCUCUGUUUCCUCCCAGAUAUCAGAGAGCGAAAACAACACUUUGAUGCACAAAGGUCGUGAACCGUCUCCUAUGUCAAAAGUUAAAAUUGUAAAAAAAACAACUUCAAUCCUCAAAAAGGAGAAACUAAAACUGGGAUCAUGUGCGAUUCAAAAACAAAACAAGUAUGAUGCCAUAGAAACAUGGUUGAAUUUAUCCAAAUCUUUGGACCAUCAUCAGGACGGAGACAGUUGUUAAAAUUGAUGUUGGAUCAGAAGCAGAACCCCAGUUAUUUUUUUUAAACCAUAUAAGUAAUUUUCGAUAAUUGUAUCUCAGUUUUUAAAUUUUUAAAAUCUUGACUAUGAAUUUUGGACCGUUGACCACGAUGCUAAUUUGGUCAAGACGAUAGUUUUAAAAACAUAUUUACAUUAAAAUAAGAUAAAAAUUAUAAUUGUUCUGAUAGAAAUCCCACUGAAUGACUCCAACCUCAGGGUUGACGGAUCUUGUUUUCUGACCCGACCAGUGCCUCUUUGAACACGUGUGUGUGUGUGUGUGUGUGUGUGUGUGUGUGUGUGUGUGUGUGUGUGUGUGUGUGUGUGUGUGUGUGUGUGUGUGUGUGUGUGUGUGUGUGUGU
This is a messenger RNA of Scophthalmus maximus (turbot), 5524 nucleotides long. RefSeq names its product cellular communication network factor 5 (gene ccn5). The transcript is spliced from 6 exons. The record is from RefSeq and is a predicted model, not a curated record. Gene Ontology annotation, cellular component: extracellular region; extracellular matrix. Gene Ontology annotation, biological process: cell adhesion; signal transduction. Bases 3232 to 4290 code for a protein of 352 amino acids. NCBI's taxonomy places the organism in Eukaryota, Metazoa, Chordata, Actinopteri, Pleuronectiformes, Scophthalmidae. Gene Ontology annotation, molecular function: integrin binding; heparin binding.